Messenger RNA from Hylaeus anthracinus, 622 nucleotides. RefSeq lists its product as uncharacterized. The record is from RefSeq and is a predicted model, not a curated record. NCBI's taxonomy places the organism in Eukaryota, Metazoa, Arthropoda, Insecta, Hymenoptera, Colletidae. Bases 293 to 622 code for a protein of 109 amino acids. The transcript has 2 exons.
CAUAUAUUAUAAUUUUCAUAGAACAUCGUUAAAAUGAUAUUUCAAAAUUCACGUGUGAAUUAUUUAUUGUAACUACUUUUCAUUAUGAUUAUAUUAUACAUGCAUUAAAUAAAAAUGCCUCGCUCCUUGUUGAACGUAUCUAAAAGCGGUACGUGUAAACUUUGAACAAUUCGACGAAAUGGUUAACCACAAUUGACAAUUACUUGCAGCGAUCGACGAAAGUCGUAAAUCGUCGAAUAAAACGCUCAAAUGUAAAAAAUCAAGCACAACAGGGCCUAAAUCAAAAACAAACAUGAAAAAUCAAAGUCGUUUAGAAGGAGGAGCAGACGUACCAGACGAAGUAGAAGAUGCACCAAGUCCAUCGACAGAAGUUGCAAAAGUUGAAGUUGAAACAGUUCCUAACGUGGUGGAGGAAACCGAGACCACUUCGAAAACUGAAAACGAAAAACCCGCAGCUUCUGGUGGACCAUGUUGUUUCUGUAUCGCGAGAAUGCCAGGAUCGACCGGGGACAAGAAAGUGGACGAAAUGAUCGACUACGUGCACAAAAAUUUACAAGAAGCUGGUAAAGCAUUGGCCACCUUAAGCGACAACUUUGAACACGAUUCAAAGGUUGAACCCUGA